CAGCAACACCAUCACCAUCGCGCCUGCCGGCGUCGCCAAGCGACUUCCGGCCGUCCCUGUCACCGACCUCCAGUCGACGUAUGACCUCGCGAACCAGCUGCGGAUACCGUCGUUGCCACGAUACUUCUCGAACCGGUGCGGUGACAUAACAACCGUCGGACGCCCAACAUGUUUUGGAGAUUCAGCGGCUACGCCAAUGUCUCCGCCAUCGACAGCAUCCUCGAGAGGGACAACUUCCAACUCGAGGAACUCCUCGACGAGGGCGAUCUGGUCCAGGAGCUCAAGCAGCACAAUGCGAAGCUAAUCGAGUACCUUCGGAACCCGGAGGUGCUCGACAAACUCCUUAAGUACGUAGUCGCGCCAAAGCUCGAGCCCGUCGCCUCCCCCGAGGACGAUGACGAUGAAGACGUGGACGAGAAAGGCAAGGGCAUUGCGCUGCCGUUUUCCAGGUCCAGGAGCUCCUCGAGAGCGGGCGACGCCCGUCGGGAAGACUUCGAAAAAAAGCGGAACCAAUAUGCCGCCGUUGCCACUGAGCUCCUGUCCUCGGACAACUGGUCGAUGUACGAGGCUCUGAUGGAGAGCAAGGACCUCAUCCGCGACUUCUGGCAGUUCCUCAAGCGCCCGGCCCCGCUCGAUCCUCUCCAGGCCAGCUACUUUACGAAAGUAAACGAGGCCUUGUUUGACAAAAAGACGGAGGAAAUGCUGGACUUGUUGAAGUCCAUGGAUGGUGCGGUCUCGGAUAUCCUGAAGCAUGUGGACUGUCCUAUGAUCAUGGACCUGCUGCUCAAGAUUAUCAGCCUGGAGCGCACCGACUGUGGGCAAGGCAUCGUUGAGUGGCUUUACACGCAAAAUGUCAUGCCGACCCUCAUUUCCUUCCUCGGGCCGGAGCACAAUUGGGCUACGCAAACAUCGGCGGCCGAUUUCAUCAAGGCCAUCAUCACGGUUUCCGCAAACGCGUCGCAAAACGAGCAGACGUGCAUCGGUCCGAACGAGCUCACACGCCAGCUCGUCUCGAGCCCCUGCGUCGAGCAGCUCAUCAAAUACAUGCUCGGCGGUGGCAACUCGUUGACUUGCGGCGUGGGUAUCGUGAUUGAGGUCAUCAGGAAGAAUAAUUCGGAUUAUGAUCCUGAAGGCGUCGAUAUCAAUGCUGCCCCGUCGAGUCGCGACCCGAUCUACCUUGGGAAGCUCCUCCGCCUGUUCGCCCAGCACGUUCCCUCCUUCAUGAACCUGAUCACGAACGCUCCGGCUCAGAACCAGCGCCUCGCAUCAACCUUUGGGGACAAGAUAGAGCCGCUGGGCUUCGACCGCUUCAAAACAUGCGAGCUCAUGGCCGAGCUUUUGCAUUGCAGCAAUAUGAUGUUACUCAACGAAGCCGGCGCUGAAGAGUUAAUCGCCGCCCGCGACGCGCAACGGCACCGGCUAAGAGCCGAAGGCAAGCUGCUGCCUGUUGGCGCCACUGAACCCUCGUCAAUCGCCGACCUCUCAAUGAGUGCUUCCCAAUUGUCAGGCGCAGUCGAAGGUCGGAAGCUGGAAGUCAUGAACCUCUCUGCCGAUGACGACGAGUUUGAGCAUUUGUCGCCCACGUCGUCCUUGAUCGACAAGGUCGAGGCUAGCAUACCGGUUGACGCUUCCCGCUUGUCUAGCCUGAGCCCGGAGGAGGAUGUCGACCAGACUCGGCAACAGCCCCCGUUUGAGGAUGUCGACCUGAUGGUCGCUCCACUUUCGCCCCCCAAAAAGGCCCCUCGGACGGCGGAAGGCGCCGAAACCAGACAGGAUGCAGUUGCUGGAGAGUCUUCUGAAGAGGCGGGGAGCCGAGGCGAGGGUGAAUCGGGUCAGACACCACCGGGGGCUAAGAGCGAACCAGCGGGGAACGCGGUCGGUUCGCCGGCUGCGCCAGUACUGGAAGACCAACAUACCGGCCGCGCUUCAAGCUCUGCUGAGGACAACUCGGCAUCCAGCGGAGAUAUGUCCGCUCCCCCAGUUGACCCUUCGGCGCAUUUGGUGCCGGCAGCGAACGCUGCGUCAACCCCCGAAGAACCGUCCGCGGAGUCGGCCGCAGCCGCCGCGCCAUCAACCCAAACGUCAGUGUCGGGCCCCAAUCCCGCGCAGUCCGAGCAGUCGCCUGUACAAAGUGCACCACAGAUGGGGGACACCUCUGUCGACGCGGGGGCCACGGCUGAGACACCAAGGCCGGUGGCUGACGUUCCGACCAGUUCCACCCCUGUUGUGGGUGACUAUCUCAAGAUGCAGUUUGUCGAACAUCGUGUUGUUCCCACGAUCCUCGGCUUUUUCUUCAAGUACCCGUGGAACAACUUCCUUCACAACGUCGUGUACGAUAUCGUCCAGCAGGUCUUCAAUGGACCCAUGGACAGGGGCUACAACCGCACGCUCGCCAUCAGUCUCUUCGACGCCGCCGACAUCACCAAUCAGAUCAUCAACGGCCAACGCGCGAGCGAGAAGUCCCAAGCUGAGAAUAAGACACGCAUGGGCUACAUGGGCCACCUGACUCUGAUCGCCGAGGAGGUGGUGAAAUUCACAGAGCGCCACCCGCCCGAACUCGUGAGCGAGCUCGUGCUCGAGAAGGUCAUGGCCCCGGACUGGGUCAAUUACGUUGAGGGCGCUCUUGCGGAGACGCGCGAGCGCGAUAACGCAAUCCUCGGCGGGGUGCGGCCGGAGGUCGCUAUGAGCAACCGCGCCAAUGCGCAGGGUCUCAUGGGCGCCGGGUUUUCCGGCCUGAGCUCGAUCGGCCUCGGAGGCGUCGGAUCCAGCGCUCUUGCGGACGCUGGGCUGAAUGGAGGCUCAGAUCCGACCGAGGGCUCUGCGGCUGGUGGUGGAGUUGGGCCCUUCGCUAUCAGCGCCGGGACGCUGAUGAGCGGAUUCGGCAGCUCGAGCGACGAGGACGAUGACGAGGAGCAGGAGACCGAGGAGGAUGUGCACAACGAGUUUCGAGCGUACACGGACGCCCUCAACUCCAACUCUAAUUCGAUGAGCCCGCCUUCGAUCCCCCCUCCGCCGCCUCCACCACCGCCGCUGAACAUCGCUCCGUCCCGGGCUCGCCUCCAGCUCGCCGCCCGGCUGGCCAUGAACAAGCGCAAUGCCGCAGCGGCCGCUGCCGCUGCUAACGGCGGCCAAGAAGGCAGCUCCCCUCCCACGGCGGACGACACGAGCGGCACCGGCAUGUUCGCCCUUCCCAGCUCAGCAGCCGGCGAGCGUCUGCGGAAUCCCUUCGCCGACUACGAGGACGAUGAUGAGGACCACUCUGGCAGUGGCAGCGGAAGCGACGAUGGCGAGAACGUCGAAGGCGACGAGCUAGGGAUGGACACGACCUCGACCGGCUGGAACCGCGGUUCGUGGUGGCGCGGGGUCGUCCGCAGCGCCAGGGGCGGGGCCAGGAGGCGCAGCGACACGGAGCAGGACGUCCAGGUCGAGCGGUUCGGCGACGGCCGCGACGAUGACAGCAGCGAUGAAGACGGCGCGCGGCGCGUUGGUGGCGACGACGAUGAUGAGAUCGAGGAUGAAGAGUUUGGCGACUUUGCCAUGCCCGAGGUCGAGGAUCGCGUCGGCGGUGGCAGUAGCGGCGGCGGCAGCGGCAGUGCGGGUGGUGCGGGCGGCGGCCGCCUGCUCUCGGGCAUCGACCCCGCCCGCGAAGCCAUCCUGGUCAAGCCCCUGCCGCUUCACCCCACUGCUGCCGGCGCGACGGCCGCACUCAAGAGCAGUGUCAGCCCGUUUAGCAGCCUGUGGCCGUUCUCAAGGGAUAAGAGGGAGGAUGAGGCCGCGUCUGCGGGCGCAGCCUCCGCCGCGGGCGCCGGCGGUGCUGGUGGUGCUGGCGGGUCUUCUUCGGCCUCUGCUCCUCCUGCUUCGGCCUCUACCCCUGGCUCGGGAAUCUCCGACGAGCCGGUGGAGGUGACGGCUGCCGGGGAGGAGGAGGAAGAGGAGGCGGAGGUAAUCGAUGAGGACGGGAAGAAGAUCGAUCGCGCGGUCGAGGCGACCAGCCGUACGAGCAUCGAGGAUCCAGAUGAGGAUGAUCUUGAUGUCGGCGUCGGUGUUGGUGUUGGCGCGCGCGGCGAGGAGAUCGUGGUGCAUCGCGCGGCGGGGGUCCGUUAGCGGCGGGCUGCUGCCGCUGCGUGGAGGAUGGACACGGUAUGGCCUGGCAUGGGAGGGGAUUAGGAUCGGUCGGGGAGGGUGGGUCUAACGAGGUAUAGCUGGGAGAUGGUGAUACUGUGAUGGGAUUUUUUUUUUUUUGACAUGAGGAGACGGGUAUGGAUGGAUGGGAUGGGGUGGGUGAAUGGGAAAGGACGGUGGGCUGUGUGUCUGUACUUGGAGUCUAUGUUAGCUGCUUCCUGACGCCUUGUUGU
Molecule: messenger RNA, 4355 nt
Organism: Thermothielavioides terrestris NRRL 8126
Lineage: Eukaryota; Fungi; Ascomycota; Sordariomycetes; Sordariales; Chaetomiaceae
Exons: 3
Coding region: 169-4104 (1311 amino acids)
Cellular component (GO): cytosol; nucleus
Molecular function (GO): protein phosphatase regulator activity; protein phosphatase binding
Source: RefSeq, a predicted model, not a curated record